UUCUGGCGUUGGGCUAGGGGCAGGAGAGUGACCAUAGGCUCAGUGACCCCCGGCGGCUGCGUGGAGCGGGUCUGACUACCAAGCCGGGCGCAGGCGGGUGGGGUGCAGCCUGCGCCGGGUCCUGGCAGGCGGCGAGGCUGGGGCUGACUCCUGUCUCGGGAUGCCGGGGGAGGAGGAGCGAGCCUUCCUGGCCGCCCGCGAGGAGCUGGCGAGCGCCUUGAGGAAGGAUUCUGGGCAGGCGUUUUCCCCGGAGCAACUCCGGCCACUACUGGCCUCCUCUCUGCCACCAGCCGCCCGCUACCUGCAGCUGGAUGCCGCACGACUGGUCCGCUGCAACGCGCAUGGAGAGCCCCGAAACUACCUCAACACACUGUCCACGGCCCUGAAUAUCCUGGAGAAAUAUGGUCGCAACCUUCUCAGCCCUCAGCGACCCCGCUACUGGCGCGGUGUGAAGUUUAAUAACCCUGUCUUUCGCAGCACGGUGGAUGCUGUGCAGGGGGGCCGGGAUGUGCUGCGAUUGUAUGGCUAUACAGAAGAGAGGCCAGAUGGAUUGAGCUUCCCCGAAGGGCAGGAGGAACCAAAUGAGCACCAAGUUGCUACAGUCACACUGGAAGUAAUGCUGCUUCGGACUGAGCUCAACCUGCUGUUGCAGAAUACUCAUCCAAGACAGGAGGCACUGGAGCAGCUGCUUAAAGAAGAUGAUUUGCUGCAGCUUUCAGAGUUUGACCCCCUACUGAGGGAGAUUGCUCCUGGCCCCCUCACCACACCUUCUGCCUCAGGCUCCACUCCUGGUCCCUGCUUUCUCUGUGGCUCUGCCCCAGGCACACUGCACUGCCCAGACUGUAAACAGGCCUCAUGUCCAACCUGUGACCUCUUGUUCCAUGGACACCCAUCCCGUGCUCAUCAUCUCCGUCAGACCUUGCCUGGGGCCCUCCAGGCCACCCACUUAAACUCUAGUUUACCUGCUUCAUCCCAACCACGGCCCCACUCAACCUCCUUGCUGGCCCUGGGAGACAGCUCUCUUUCUUCCCCUGAUCCUGCAAGUGCCCAUUUGCCCUGGCACUGUGCUGCAUGUGCCAUGCUAAAUGAGCCUUGGGCAGUGCUCUGUGUGGCCUGUGAUUGGCCCAGAGGCUGUAAGGUGUUGGGACUGGGGAUUGAGGGUCCCCAAGAAACUAGGGGCCUAGAACCUGAGCUUGCACGGGGCCGGUGGGCCUGCCAGAGCUGUACCUUUGAGAAUGAGGCAGCAGCUGUGUUAUGUGCCAUAUGUGAGCGACCUCGGCUAGCCCAGCCUCCCAGCUUGGUGGUGGAUUCCCAUGAUGCUGGCAUUUGCCCACAGCCCCUUAAGGGUGAUACUUUACUCUCCUCUGCCCAGACUCAAGUCUGGUACUGUAUUCACUGUACCUUCUGCAACUCGGGCCCUGGCUGGGUGUGUACUAUGUGCAACCGGACCAGCAGCCCCAUCCCAGUACAGCAUGCCCCCCAGCCCUAUGCCAGCGCUUUGGAAAAGGGACUCCCAAAGCCUGGGCCCCCACGACGCCUCAGUGCUCCUCUGCCCAGUUCCUGUGGAGACCCUGAGAAAAAGCGUCAAGACAAGAUGCGGGAGGAAGGUCUCCAGCUUGUAAUCAUGAUCCGGGAAGGGGAAGCUGCAGGUGCCUGUCCAGAGGAAGUCUUCUCAGCUCUACAGUACUCAGGCACCGAGGUGCCCCUACAGUGGUUGCACUCAGAGUUGCCCUACGUACUGGAGAUGGUGGCUGAACUGGCUGGACAGCAGGACCCCAGACUGGGAGCCUUUUCCUGCCAGGAAGCCCGGAAAGCCUGGCUGGAUCGUCAUGGUAACCUUGAUGAAGCUGUGGAGGAGUGUGUGAGGACCAGGAGGAGGAAGGUGCAGGAGCUCCAGUCCCUGGGUUUUGGGCCUGAGGAAGGGUCUCUUCAGGCAUUAUUCCAGCAUGGGGGUGAUGUGGCACGGGCCCUGACUGAGCUACAGCGCCAGCGCCUAGAGCCCUUCCACCAGCGCCUCUGGGACAGUGGCCCUGAGCCCACCCCCUCCUGGGAUGGGCCGGACAAGCAGAGCCUGAUCAGACGGCUUUUGGCGGUCUAUACACUCCCCAGCUGGGGCCGGGCAGAGCUGGCACUGUCACUACUGCAGGAGACACCCAGGAACUAUGAGUUGUUGGAUGUGGUAGAGGCUGUGAGGCACAGCCAGGAUCGGGCCUUCCUACGUCGUCUGCUUGCCCAGGAAUGUGCUGUGUGUGGUUGGGCCCUGCCCCGCAACCGGAUGCAGUCCCUGAUUUCCUGUGAGUGCACCAUCUGUCCUGACUGCUUCCGCCAACACUUCACCAUUGCCUUGAAGGAAAAGCACAUCACAGACAUGGCGUGCCCUGCCUGUGGUCGUCCUGACCUCACUGAUGACACACAAUUACUCAGCUACUUUUCCACCCUUGAUAUCCAGCUCCGAGAGAGCCUAGAGCCAGAUGCCUAUGCACUGUUCCAUAAGAAGCUGACUGAGGGUGUGCUGAUGCGGGACCCCAAGUUCUUAUGGUGUGCUCAGUGCUCCUUUGGCUUCAUCUAUGAACGUGAACAGCUAGAGGCGACAUGUCCCCAGUGUCACCAGACCUUUUGUGUGCGCUGUAAGCGUCAGUGGGAGGAGCAGCACCGAGGACGGAGUUGUGAGGAUUUCCAGAACUGGAAGCGCACCAAUGAUCCAGAAUACCAGGCCCAGGGCCUGGCAAUGUAUCUUCAGGAAAAUGGUAUUGACUGUCCCAAGUGCAAGUUCUCAUAUGCACUGGCCCGAGGAGGCUGCAUGCACUUUCACUGCACCCAGUGCCGACACCAGUUCUGCAGCGGCUGCUACAAUGCCUUUUAUGCCAAGAAUAAAUGUCCAGACCCUAACUGUAGGGUGAAAAAGUCCCUCCAUGGCCACCACCCUCGAGAUUGUCUCUUCUACUUACGGGAUUGGACUGCUGUCCGACUCCAGAAGCUGCUACAGGACAAUAACGUCAUGUUUAAUACAGAGCCUCCAGCUGGGGCCCGGGCAGUCCCUGGAGGUGGCUGCCGAGUGAUGGAGCAGAAAGAGGUUCCCAAUGGGCUCAGGGAUGAAGCUUGUGGCAAGGAAACUCCACCUGGCUAUGCUGGCCUCUGCCAGGCACACUACAAAGAAUAUCUUGUGAGCCUCAUCAAUGCCCAUUCAUUAGACCCAGCAACCCUGUAUGAGGUGGAGGAGCUGGAGACAGCCACUGAACGCUACCUGCACAUACACCCCCAGCCAUUGGCUGGAGAGGAUCCCGCUGCCUACCAAGCCCGCUUGUUAAAGAAGCUGAUGGAAGAGAUGCCCUUGGGACAGAGUAUCCCCCGCAGGAGGAAGUAGCUGAGGGCAAGGGUCCUGUUAAGGUCCCACAGUCCUGUUUGCUCAGAAACAGCUCCAGCACCAAUAAAGAGGCAUCUUAUUGCCCAGGCUUCUUGGUGGUCCUUCUUCCUGGCCCCACCAUCUAGGGGCACCUGGGAAAAGGGGGGGUAAACAAAGUUGUGCUGAAAGGGCCCCCUGCAGCCUACUCUCUGACCUACCCUGGACUCGGGGCCAGGAAGAAAUUGUUCAUGGGUGGACAAGGGAGGCCCUCCCCAUCCAACCACCUGGCUGAGAAUUCUUCCUUUCCUGCUUUCCUUUCAUCAAAUUCGGCUGGUAUUUGAGGUCACCUAAAGUGUACAAAGCAGACACUAGGAGAACACAGACACACAGAUGCCUCCGUAAGGAAGCAGCAGUAUCAUAUAGAGAAAGUUAAGAUACCAGCAAGUAGUGUGUGUGGGAAGAAGAGGACAGCCAGGCAGGAGCUGAGCCAACCUAAAGGGGCCCUCCUACUAACAGUGAACUGUGACAGUGAGAUUCUUGGAUGCUGCUUCCCUCUGGUGGUAACUGAUUGCCCUGCAACUCAGACCACGUGAUUUCUGGGAAAAGGACCUCUUCC
Messenger RNA from Castor canadensis (American beaver), 3959 nucleotides. RefSeq names its product ring finger protein 31 (gene Rnf31). Lineage: Eukaryota; Metazoa; Chordata; Mammalia; Rodentia; Castoridae. Gene Ontology annotation, molecular function: ubiquitin protein ligase activity; K63-linked polyubiquitin modification-dependent protein binding; linear polyubiquitin binding. Gene Ontology annotation, biological process: protein linear polyubiquitination. Gene Ontology annotation, cellular component: LUBAC complex. The record is from RefSeq and is a predicted model, not a curated record.